Lontra canadensis (Northern American river otter) is the source of this 637-nucleotide messenger RNA. RefSeq names its product VHL binding protein 1 (gene VBP1). NCBI's taxonomy places the organism in Eukaryota, Metazoa, Chordata, Mammalia, Carnivora, Mustelidae. Gene Ontology annotation, cellular component: prefoldin complex; cytoplasm. Gene Ontology annotation, biological process: microtubule-based process; tubulin complex assembly; protein folding. Bases 35 to 628 code for a protein of 197 amino acids. The record is from RefSeq and is a predicted model, not a curated record. Gene Ontology annotation, molecular function: tubulin binding. The transcript is spliced from 6 exons.
GAGAGGCCGUUAGUCGCGCGCACGCUUCUCCAAGAUGGCGGCCGUGAAGGAUGGUUGUACAUUAGGAGAAGCGGCCGCAGGGAACGGGCGGCGGCUCCACCUAGGGAUUCCUGAGGCCGUGUUUGUGGAAGAUGUAGAUUCCUUCAUGAAACAGCCUGGGAAUGAGACUGCAGAUACAGUGCUAAAGAAGCUGGACGAACAGUAUCAGAAGUAUAAGUUUAUGGAACUCAACCUUGCUCAAAAGAAAAGGAGGCUGAAAGGUCAGAUUCCUGAAAUUAAGCAGACUUUAGAAAUUCUAAAAUACAUGCAGAAGAAAAAAGAGUCCACCAGUUCACUGGAGACCAGAUUCUUACUGGCAGACAACCUGUAUUGUAAAGCUUCCGUUCCUCCUACUGAUAAAGUGUGUCUUUGGUUGGGGGCUAAUGUAAUGCUUGAAUAUGAUAUUGAUGAAGCCCAGGCAUUAUUGGAAAAGAAUUUAUCAACUGCCACGAAGAAUCUGGAUUCUCUUGAGGAAGACCUUGACUUUCUUCGAGAUCAGUUUACUACCACAGAAGUCAAUAUGGCCAGGGUUUAUAACUGGGAUGUAAAAAGAAGAAACAAAGAUGAUUCUACCAAGAACAAAGCAUAAUGCUGGCAA